AGCCUGUGGACCCCCGGCCACGCCUACCCUAUUUGAGCAGUGCCUGGGUCGGGGCAGCUGCGCCGUGCAGGGGAGUGUGUCACGCACCCGGCAGAUUGAUGGAGAAGCAGGUAUGGCGAUGGGGACACGGCUGUACGGCAACUACCGCUGGAAGCGCCACCGCUGCUCGGAGGGAACGCACGUGUGCCCCGUGUUCGACGUGCACUACCUGGGCGUCAUGCCGGCUAACGGAGAGGUCGGCAGGGGCGCCAUAGAGGAGCCUGUGGACAUGUUGUUCGAGGAGGGUGUUGGCCGCAAGCUCGAGCCCUUGACCGUGAGCGUGUGUAGCCACGGGGUGAAGCUGAAACAAGAGCGCGGGCCCUUCCAGCGGAGCAAGCAGGCAGUGUUCCCCAUCCACACUGUCACGUACGGGGCGUCUGACAGGAUCCACCCUAACGUGUUCGGCGUGGUGGUUCGGAACGCCCGGAUGGAGGGGCUGCUGCAGUGUCAUGCCUUCUUCUGUGACUCUCACGAGCUGGCCAGGGUCAUGACCUUCUGGCUGACGAUCGCGUCAAGGAAGCGUCGAGAC
This is a messenger RNA of Branchiostoma floridae (Florida lancelet), 568 nucleotides long. RefSeq lists its product as uncharacterized. The transcript has a single exon. NCBI's taxonomy places the organism in Eukaryota, Metazoa, Chordata, Leptocardii, Amphioxiformes, Branchiostomatidae. The annotation marks the transcript as partial. The record is from RefSeq and is a predicted model, not a curated record.